AUGAAUCACCAACAAAUUGUAAUUCUUUGCUUGGUUUUUGUUAUUUUUCCAAUAUCAGAAGCAGUUUUGAAAUGCUAUACUGGAUACUCCAUAAUGAAAGGUAGCACAAUAGGAACGGAAACAAAAGAAUGUGGAAAGGAAACCGAUUAUUGUUACAAUGGAACUGCCGAUAUUUCAAGUUUCAGUAAAUUUCAGAAAGCUGGUUGUAACACAUUCCACGCAAAUAAAUGUUUCGAUCAAGUUGUUUCCGGACAAGCUCUCACUUUCUGCUGCUGCAACACCGGUGAUUUGUGUAAUGGCGGAGCAGUUACGGAUUCUGGAUCACUAUUCGAUCGUGGAUUGUCAGUGCUGAAAGGACUGGUAUCUGCAGGAAAGAAAUAA
This is a messenger RNA of Caenorhabditis remanei, 381 nucleotides long. RefSeq lists its product as uncharacterized. NCBI's taxonomy places the organism in Eukaryota, Metazoa, Nematoda, Chromadorea, Rhabditida, Rhabditidae. Bases 1 to 381 code for a protein of 126 amino acids. The record is from RefSeq and is a predicted model, not a curated record. The transcript is spliced from 4 exons.